ACCUGAAAAACCCCAAAAAAUAACAAAACAAUUUUGUAAAUUUGAAGUCUUCUCUCAUUAAAGCCCUCGAUCUCAUCUCCACUCAAUUCACGGAUCUAGGGUUCAACAUACGAAUCAAGCAGUCUCCGAUAGAAAUGGGGGCGGUUCCGUCGACGCCUCGCUGGAGCGGCGAGAGGCCGCCGGAGGCGGAGGAGCAUUUGAUCGGAGCGUUCGUCGGGGAGAAAUCGUACCCGAUCUCGUCGGAGUUCUGGAAGAAGCUGCUCGAGCUCCCCCUCGAUCGCCAAUGGCCGCAGCAUCGCGUUGCUGAAGCCUGCCAGAUCUUUGCGCAGAAUAACUAUCAAACAAGACACCUUGCGAAAAUUUUGGUUCACAUGGUUUGGUGUUUGCAAGAGUGCAUGACGACUGCUUCAGGAUCAUCUUUGAGUUAUAUGAAGGCUGUGAAUGCAACAUACAUAUCAUCUGUAUUUCUCAAGUUCAUUAUUGAAAAUGCAACAACUGAUACCUUUGAAGAACUGUAUCUUAGCCUGGAUGAUGCCGAAGCAGGGCAGAACAUUUUGCCUUUGGGUGAAAGGAUUGAGAGUUAUGUUAUGCAAGGUGUACUUAAUUUCAUUGGUACAUCAGAUGUAAAUGCUCACUCUUGCCUUCUCCAUCAUGAACUCCUGAACUUUAUGAUGGUGGCCAUGUCAACCCAACUUUGUUCAGGGCCAACCCCAGCUCCAAAGGAUGUGCAUCCAUUCAUUGAUGCUGCAAUGCUUCAGGAAGGUACUGUGGUGACUUCUGUUGUUCGCAGACUAUUGCUGAAUUUUAUCACAAGACCGCGUAUUCCUUUUAGGGGUACCGCCUAUCCUGUCUAUUCAGAUGGGAACGAGCCAGGUGUUCUGCAGAGAGUUGGUUCUGCUGCUGCAAACUUUGUGUUAUUGCCAUACUAUACAUUCAACUAUCUAGUUAGUUCAAGUGGAGAAGUUUCAAGAAGUCCAUUGGCAGACAUCAGUCUACUUGUUUUGCUUAUUCUUAUUCAUUACAGAAAGUGUGUUAAGGUGGAUAUGUCCACUGCAAAUAAUAACUUAGAGGAUGUUGACUCUCGUACCUAUUUGAAGGAGAAUUCAGUCUUUUAUGACAACCCUUACUGCAAGGCUCUUGAAAAUGCUCGAGAUAUUGAAUUUGAUCGCGUUGAUAUAGAGGGGAAUGCACAGAAUGGACCACUUGUGAGAUUACCUUUUGCAUCCUUGUUUGACACACUUGGAUUGUGCUUGGCUGAAGAGAGCUCUGUCUUGCUACUCUAUUCCUUGCUCCAUGGAAACUCUGAUUUUCUGGAGUACGUCUUGGUGCGAACUGAUUUGGAUACAUUGUUGAUGCCGAUCCUCGAAACGCUUUACAAUGCUUCAAGGAGGACGUCCAAUCAAAUCUACAUGUUGUUAAUUAUCCUCCUCAUUCUUAGUCAGGACUCAUCUUUCAAUGCUAGCAUUCACAAGCUGAUUCUUCUAAAUGUUCCAUGGUAUAAAGAGCGUCUUCUCCAUCAUACAUCUCUUGGUUCUUUGAUGGUUGUUAUACUUAUAAGAACUGUGAAGUACAAUCUCUCCAAGUUGCGGGAUGUCUACCUUCAUACCAACUGUUUGGCGAUCCUGGCAAACAUGGCUCCUCACGUUCACAGAUUAAGUGCAUAUGCAUCCCAGAGGCUGGUUAGCCUUUUUGAUAUGCUCUCUCGCAAGUAUACCAAACUUGCAGAAUUGAAAAAUGAUAAAAUUCAUAAAAUUACUUCUGAGCAAGAUGGAGACAGUACGACUGAAGACAUGUCGACGGAGCUUCAUAUUUAUACAGAUUUCUUAAGAAUAGUAUUGGAGAUUCUAAACGCAAUCAUCACAUAUGCUUUGCCUCGGAAUCCUGAGGUUGUAUAUGCAAUAAUGCACCGACAGGAGGUCUUUCUGCCAUUCAAGAGUCAUCCACGAUUUAAUGAGUUGCUUGAAAACAUAUAUACAGUUUUGGAUUUCUUCAAUAGUCGCAUGGAUAUGCAGCGGACAAAUGGUGGAUGGUCUGUGGAUGAUGUCCUCCAAGUCAUUAUCAUGAAUUGCAGGUCAUGGCGUGGUGAGGGGAUGAAGAUGUUCACUCAAUUGCGUUUCACUUACGAGCAAGAAAGUCAUCCUGAGGAGUUCUUUAUUCCCUAUGUAUGGCGGUUAGUUUUGUCCCACAGCAGUUUCAGCUUCAAUCCUGAUGCCAUAAACUUGUUACAUAUGGAUCUGCCUGUAAGUGAUACACCAAGUGGUGAAGUAGCUGUAUAGGCGCUAACUAGUGCUAAAAGUCAAAAAACUAAGGAAAAGGCUGAUAACGAGAGUUAUUUACACCCUCCGGUAAACGUAGCUGUAUAAGGUGCUAUAUAUCCCUAAAAGUCUUCAAAGCUCCCGAGAUCAGGUUGUCGGGUUUUGUUGUACAUAAAAUAGCAAGAGAUGUUCGUCUCAUUCUUUAUGUUUAUAUUACCUUUUAACUCCGCUGUGUACUCCUGGUUGGGUGAAUAUAGAUAUGAGCACAGUUAAUAAAAGAAAAGUUAGUUGCAUGUUCAA
Molecule: messenger RNA, 2555 nt
Organism: Asparagus officinalis (garden asparagus)
Lineage: Eukaryota; Viridiplantae; Streptophyta; Magnoliopsida; Asparagales; Asparagaceae
Product: dymeclin
Exons: 18
Coding region: 135-2276 (713 amino acids)
Biological process (GO): Golgi organization
Cellular component (GO): Golgi apparatus
Source: RefSeq, a predicted model, not a curated record